UCUCUGAGGUGGGAGGUGGGAAUGAGUUUGGUGUGCACAAGGCACAAAGACAGCCACCCCAGCUGCAUCAGAGCGAGUAGGGGGAGGGCAGGUGGCAGCCAUUGCUUCGGGAAGUUUUUCCUGAGCACCUGCUAUGAGAACACAGUGGGAGCUUCCAUUCUAAGGUGGGAAUAGGCAGACAGCCAAUUCAAGUAUAACAAGAGAAAUGCUAUGGAGAAAAAUCGAUAAGAUGAGGGGACAGAGAACCAGUGGCACUGGGAGGCUAUCUCCAGGUAGAGUAGUUGGCUGCCUCCUUUCUGAGCAGACGACCCGAAGUGGGAAUGAGCCACACAGAUUAGGAAGAGCAUCCUCCAGGCACAAGGAUUAGCAAGUGGAAAGGCCCUGGGGUCACUGAUCAGUAAACAUUAUUUGAGCAUCUCGAUUAGCAAGUGGAAAGGCCCUGGGGUCACUGAUCAGUAAACAUUAUUUGAGCAUCUCUACCAGCCAGACUCUGUUCUGGGCAGUGGGGACAGGGAAGUGGACAAGACCGACGAGGCCCCUCACCAGUCUUGGUCCAAAGUGGCUGAGGGUGCUUGGGGAGCUAGUGAACAAGAUGGGCUCGGGGGACCAAGCCCAAUGUGUGGGCUUUGCUAUUGCUGUUGUCAUUACCUCUGUCAGACAACUUAAGGGCACAGACCUAUCUGUGUCUUCUCUGCCAAGGCUGUGGGCAGCUCUGGGCUCACUUCCCUGGCUUCCCAUGUCCCACAGUCAAGAAGAGCCAAAAGGGCCUUUGAGGCCACCUCAUCCCCCUCCCAGUGUCCAGACAGGAAAGCUGAGGCCCAGAGCAGGGAGGAGUCCUGGCUAAGAUCACUCGUGACGCCCAGACAAGCUCUGACCAAGCCCCCUGCUCCCUGCCAGGCCCUCAUCGGUGUCCCUCCCUGUCUGUCUACUAGCGUGCCCCCCCGUGCUCAGUCAUGACCGUCACCUACUCAAGCCAAGUGGCUAAUGCCCGCUUAGGCUCCUUCUCCCGCCUGCUCCUGUGCUGGCGCGGCAGCAUCUACAAGCUGAUCUAUGGCGAGUUCCUCAUCUUCUUGCUCAGCUACUACAUCAUCCGUUUCAUUUACAGGAUGGCCCUCACGGAGGAACAGCAGGUGAUGUUUGAGAAACUGACUCUGUAUUGCGACAGCUACAUCCAGCUCAUCCCCAUUUCCUUCGUGCUGGGCUUCUACGUGACGCUGGUCGUGACCCGCUGGUGGAACCAGUACGAGAACCUGCCAUGGCCCGAUCGCCUUAUGAACCUGGUGUCGGGCUUGGUGGAGGGCAAGGACGAGCAAGGCCGGCUGCUGCGGCGCACGCUCAUCCGCUACGCCAACCUGGGCAACGUACUGAUCCUGCGCAGCGUCAGCGCCGCAGUCUACAAGCGCUUUCCCAGUUCCCAGCAUCUGGUGAAAGCAGGCUUUAUGACCCCCGCGGAACGCAAGCACUUAGAAAAGCUGAGCUUGCCGCACAACACGUUCUGGGUGCCCUGGGUGUGGUUUGCCAACCUGUCAAUGAAGGCGUGGAUCGGAGGUCGAAUCCGGGACCCUGUCCUGCUCCAGAGCCUGUUGAACGAGAUGAACGUCUUGCGUACUCAGUGUGGACUCCUGUUUGCCUAUGACUGGAUCAGUAUCCCACUGGUGUACACACAGGUGGUGACCGUGGCGGUUUACAGCUUCUUCCUGGCUUGCUUGAUCGGGCGGCAGUUUCUGAACCCGGCCAAGGCCUAUCCUGGCCAUGAGCUGGACCUCGUUGUGCCCGUUUUCACGUUUCUGCAAUUCUUUUUCUAUGCUGGCUGGCUGAAGGUGGCAGAGCAGCUCAUCAACCCAUUUGGAGAGGAUGAUGAUGACUUUGAGACCAACUGGAUUGUCGACAGGAGCCUGCAGGUGUCCCUGUUGGCUGUGGACGAGAUGCACCAGGACCUGCCCCCAAUGGAGCGGGAUAUGUACUGGAAUGAUCCAGAACCACAACCCCCCUAUACAGCUGCUUCCGCCCAGUAUCGUCGACCCUCCUUUUUAGGCUCUACCUUCAACAUCAGUCUGCAUAAGGAAGACAUGGGGUUUCAGGCAAAUCCAGAAGAGGAGGAGGACCCUCAAACUGGCAUCAUUGGCCGCUUCCUAGGGCUACAGUCCCACGACCACCAUCCCCCCAGGACAAACUCAAAGACCAAACUACUGCGACCCAAGAAAGAAGGCCUUCUCCAAGAGGGCCAGCCCAAGAAACUCGGGAGUGCCAGACAGCACCCUAGGAACCAGGAAGGCGGCAAGCCUUGGAAGAUUGAGGAGGAGGAUGAUGUUUUCGAGACUGCUGCACUAUACGGGAGGUCAGGCUACCACAGUGCCCCCCAGACGCCCCUCAGCCACACCCCUAUGGUCUUCCCACCUGGAAAGUCAGCACCCUCCGGCCUUCGCAGAGUCUCAGGCACAGACAGCGCUGUCAAAGACCAAAGCCUACAGCCUGUGACUCCUGACAGAGAGAACAGUUUUGAACUGCUCUCAGAUGGCAUCGGGUCCUCAACGGAGAACCCACAAUCGGGUCACAUGAAGAAGAAAACCGUGGAGUUUAACCUGACCGACGUGUCGGAGACCUCGGAACAUCAUCUCAGAGAAUCACAUUUGGACCAGUCAAGCAACAUAGAGAUAAUACUCAGAAGUCACGGAGAUCCCUACUGGGCCUUGGAAGACAGGGAUGAAGCACACUCUUAGCCUGUUUCCCCGAGAGGGACGUUUCGCCGGCCUGGUCCUACCUGCAUGUACACCAGCGGG
This is a messenger RNA of Panthera uncia (snow leopard), 2780 nucleotides long. RefSeq names its product bestrophin 1 (gene BEST1). The transcript is spliced from 10 exons. Bases 954 to 2720 code for a protein of 588 amino acids. Lineage: Eukaryota; Metazoa; Chordata; Mammalia; Carnivora; Felidae. Gene Ontology annotation, molecular function: chloride channel activity. The record is from RefSeq and is a predicted model, not a curated record.